Culex quinquefasciatus (southern house mosquito) is the source of this 4469-nucleotide messenger RNA. RefSeq names its product exportin-5 (gene Ranbp21). Gene Ontology annotation, molecular function: RNA binding; small GTPase binding; nuclear export signal receptor activity. The record is from RefSeq and is a predicted model, not a curated record. Bases 309 to 3989 code for a protein of 1226 amino acids. NCBI's taxonomy places the organism in Eukaryota, Metazoa, Arthropoda, Insecta, Diptera, Culicidae. Gene Ontology annotation, cellular component: cytoplasm; RNA nuclear export complex; nucleus. Gene Ontology annotation, biological process: RNA export from nucleus; protein export from nucleus. The transcript is spliced from 6 exons.
CUCGCGUGACGCCACCAUCGCUGUCUGUCACCCGCGGCUCCAUGCAAAAAGUCAAAAAAACGCGAAGCAAGGAAAAUUUCUUGGUUAAACUCGCGCCCGUGUUUUUCCGCACUUUCCACGUUCCAACAGCGGUCCAAGGUGUGCGCGAAGGUGUAUCGGCCGUCGACGGCAAUGGUUCAUUGUUAGCUGGCAGGCCACUCGGAGCAGAUCCGAUUCAACGAAGUAAGCAAGGAAAAUUGGACUGAAAACAUCAACAAAAGUUCAACGACGAAAGUUUCAACACCUUGAGAAGAACCUAAAAAUCCGGGAUGGAACCAGCAGGAGAGGUGGUUGGCCUGGCCAACGAGCUAGCUCGGGCGGUCAAGAUUACGCUCGAUCCGGCCGCGUCCCAGCAAUCUCGCAUGGAUGCCUAUGUGGCGUGUGAGAGAUUUAAGGAGGUUUCUCCGUUGUGCGCCCAGGCCGGUCUGUACCUGGUGAUGGGCAACUACCCGUCGAUCGUGCGCCACUUUGGGCUGCAGCUGAUGGAGCACACGGUCAAGUUCAACUGGAACAGCAUCUCGCAGCAGGAGAAGAUCUUUAUCAAGGAGAAUGCGAUGAAGCUGUUGAGCACUGGGGUUGGUGAGGCGCAGGACCAGACGGUGUCGCACAUCAAGGAUGGGCUGUCGCGGGUCAUCGUCGAGAUGAUAAAGCGCGAGUGGCCCCAGCAGUGGACGACGCUGCUGGCGGAGUUGAGCGACGCUUGCUCGAAGGGUUCCGCCCAGACGGAGUUGGUUCUGUUGGUGUUUUUGCGGCUGGUUGAGGACGUGGCGCUGCUGCAGACGAUCGAGAGCAACCAGCGUCGGAAGGACAUUUACCAGGCGUUGACGGUGAACAUGUCGGAGAUUUUCGACUUUUUCCUGAGGCUGAUUGAGUUGCAUGUUGGGGAGUUUCGGAACGCCACAGCCGUGGGGGAUAAGAACAAGGCGUUGGGGCACAGUCGGGUUGUGCAGGUGGUGCUGCUGACGUUGACCGGGUUCGUGGAGUGGGUGUCGAUCAACCACAUUAUGGCGGCGAACGGGAGGUUGCUGCAGAUCUUGUGCAUUUUGCUGAUUGAUGUGGAGUUUCAGCAACCGGCCGCCGAGUGUCUGCUGCAGAUUGUGAACCGCAAAGGGCAGAUCAAGGACCGCAAGCCACUGCUGCUGCUGUUUGACGAAGCCCCCGUGGGGCACUACUACCGGGCGGCGCUGCAGACGGAACUGUUCGGCAGUGAGCCGUACUACCAGUUUCUGAAGAAGCUCAUCCAGGUGUUGAACGGGUUGGUGACUCAACUGACGGGAUUGUGGGGAAAGGAAGAUUGCCAGGUAUCUCGGCAGAGUUUCGCCACCUUCCUGGAGACGAUCCUGACCUUUACGCGCCACUCGAGCUACACGCUGUCCCACUCGGCUGCCCUCGCCUGGAUGGCCCUGCUCAAGCACGAGCAAAUCGCCCGCGAUCCACUGCUGCUAGAUUACAUUCCCAAGAUCAUCGAGCUGUUUGGGCCGAAGAUCAUCAAACUAGCCUACCCGACGUCCCGCCCGACGGAGAUCACGAUGCAUCCGCAGACGUUCAUCAGCUUGGACUACGACGGCGAAGAAGAAUGGCUCGUGUUCUUCGCCCGCUGUCGGACCGACUUCCUGGAGAUCUUCCGGCAGGCCACGUUGAUCGCUCCGCUGGUGGCAUUUUCCUACUGUGAACAGUGGCUCAACUCACGCCUCCAGAAGGCAGCACAUUCCGAACGGAACCUACCGCCGUGCACGGUGACCGAUCCGGUUUACCUCGAGUGGGACGCGUUGGUCAACGUGCUCGAGGGUGUCCUCUCGCGAAUUCUCAUGGUCACCGAGCGGCCGUCCGUCGCAGCCGGACUCCGUUUGCUCGAGGAAUCCCUCAAGGUAGACUCCAACGACCCGCUGAUCCAGUCAGUGCUGCUGUCCUGCAUUUCUUCACUGUUUGUGUUCCUCAGCAUGUCGUCCUGCCAGAUCACGGCGGCCAACUGCGUGGCCAUGUCCGGCGUCCAGCUGCUGCCACGCGUCUUGGAUAAGGUGUUCCAAGCGUUGGUGUUCCAACUCCCGGGCGAAACCCGCCAAACCCGCUCCGUUUCCGUGAAGAACCUCCGACGACACGCGGCCUCCCUCAUGGUCAAAAUAGCCCACAAAUAUCCACUCCUUCUGCUGCCCAUCUUCGACCAGAUCAACACUAGCGUAACGGCCCUGAUCCGCCAACCGGACCAGCUGAGCAACGUAGAGCAGGUCACCCUGCUGGAAGCGCUCCUGCUAAUCUCCAACCACUUUUGCGACUACGAACGCCAGAGCACGUUCGUCGCCGAAGUCACCCGCGACGGAGUGUCCCUCUGGAUGCACCUCGCUCCGAUCAUCAAGAACGCACACACCUUCAUCGACUUUGUCGGCCUCAACAAACCGCCCAUCUCGCCGACCUCCGGCAUCGCCGACCCGGCCAACAUCAACCGCGGCCAGAUCGUCUACGCGCUCAACCUCAUCCUGGGCGUCAUCAAGCGGUGCUCCUGGCCGGACGACCCGGAUCGCUGCUCGCGCGGUGGCUUCGUCGUCGCCCUCACCGAGUCCGGCAAUCCCAUCUGUCGAAAUCCGGCCACCUCGCACGUGGUCCCGCUCCUUUCGCACAUUCUCUCGCUGAUGCGGGUGCUCAACGAACUGUGGAAACCGGACGCGAUCGCCGCCAUCGGCGAGUACUUCAAGAGUGCAAACGGCAUGCAAGAGCACGAAAAGAAGCAACUGCUCGGGAUCUCCCCUGCGCUGCAGGACCCGCUCGAUCCGAGCGUGAAGAAGCCUCCGACGGCGCUGGAUCGCAUGCAGACGUUCCUGUCGCUGAUCUUCGAGCACUGUUACCACAUGAUGGGAUCGGCAGGACCCUCCCUCGGCCGGGAUCUGUACGCCCUGCCGGGCAUCGCCGACGCCAUCAUCGGAAGCAUCUUCGCCUUCCUGGACAACGUGCCGGACUUUCGGCUGCGAACGAUCGUGCGCGUGUUCCUGAAGCCGUUCGUGUACUCGUGCGCGCCCAUCUUCCACGAGGUCGUCCUGCUGCCCAUCUUUGCCCACUUUGCGCCAUUCAUGCUCACAAGACUGACGGCCCGCUGGCAGUACAUCACGGCGCUGUACGAGUCCGGCGAGCUUGGCGAGGACGUCAACGACACCCAGGAGGUCCUCGAAGACAUGCUGAACCGGACACUGACCCGAGAGUACAUCGAGGUGCUGAAGGUGGCGCUCGUGGGCAGUACGGUUGAUCCUACCAACUCAAACGCCUCCAGCGAAGCCACCAUGGACACGAUGGACGACCAGAGCAUGGACGGGCCACCGCAGGCGCUGUCGCGGGCCGCCCAGUCGGCGAUGACUUCGGAGGUGAUCAGCGAUCUGGGUGCGAAGUUGCUGCGCAACCAGUACACCUGCACGCCCAUCGUCAUGACGGUGCUGAGCGUCCUAUCGUGGACCGACAGCAACUCUAGCCUGAAAGCCACCCUCCUCAGCGGCCCAGUUAUUCGUUUCCUCGCGUCCGAACAACUCAUCACGGAUACGCUCGCCUCCAACAUCAUCAUUGCCGUGCUGCAGGGUCUUCAACUGCACGGCCAGCAUGAAGCUAACCAGGCGUCCCUCAUCACGCUGGGCGUCCAAGCGUACGAGAUUCUGCGGCCCAAGUUCCCCAACAUCCUGGAGGUGAUCCAGCAGAUCCCCAACAUUAGCGCCGCCGACAUCCAGAAGCUGGACGAAAAAAUCACCCUGACCGCCACCACCAAGGGCAACAAGAUCGACAAGGCCAAGAAGGACCUGUUCAAGAAGAUCACGUCCAACAUUGUCGGACGCAGCGUUGGCCAGCACGGCAAGAAGGAGGUACGGAUCGUGAACCUGCCGCCGAUCGCACAGGUGCCACGGAGCGCGUGCAGCAACCCGAUGGACAACGGCCAGGACACGGGGCUGGCGCAUCUGUUCGCCAGUCGGAGUUAGUGAACGAGCGCGAGCGGGACCCAGUUUAAGUUAAGUUUGCUUCAUUAUUUUAAAAUCAGUUUUUUUUGCACGCAAGAAAAAAGGAAGGUGUCAAUCUGUUGCUUGUUGAACAUUCGCGCCGCCGUCGUUUUUAUUUUUUGCCAUUUUUUGUCGCGUCGCGCCGCGACGCGAGUUUGCCGCUGUUUAGUUAUUAUUUAUUGAAAACUCCAGAUUUUGUGUAUUUGAGUUGUACAAAACAAAAGAUGCAAGCGCCGUGCGAAGAUUUGGUAUGAAUUGUGUUAGAGAAGAAGACGAAGAUUGUUCGUAAAUUUGUUCCUGAAGAGCAAAAGGAAAACAGCAGGACUCGAUGACAUUCACUAGGCAUCACUAAAUAAGUGGAAUUUAGUACAUGGUAGAACUAUUAUUACGAUAUACAUUUACCUUUGCAAGAGAGAGAGAAAAACAAAAGAAACGACAGUGUUUCAGAGGAGAAGACAAAAA